This is a messenger RNA of Adineta steineri, 2580 nucleotides long. Lineage: Eukaryota; Metazoa; Rotifera; Eurotatoria; Adinetida; Adinetidae. The record is from the annotation of a GenBank genome assembly.
AUGUUAUCUUCAGGAAAGCUUCGAUGGUUAUAUUUCAUAUUUGGACAAUAUAUGAUAUCAUAUGUAAGAACAGCAUGGCCACCAUCAAAUUCUUCAAAUGUACAAUUAUUAGGUAUCUUUGAAUAUAUUACAAAUAUUACUGAAUCUACUAUAUGGUCUGUUCAAUCUCGUGCGAUGUUUAUAUCAGCAAUAUUACUCUCUCAACAAUAUAAUAUGACUAUUCAAGGACAGAAUAUUAGCUGGCAAACUGUAGAAACUGGAGGGGAUCCAAUGACUGCUCUUGGAGAUACAUGUCGAGUAAUGACGACUUCAAAUAUCGUUGGCAUUGUAGGAUCAGGACUCUCAAGUGAAUCUCAUAUUAUUGCUCCUUUUUCUGCAAAAAUCGGUAUACCUAUCGCAUCCUAUGCAGCAACGGAUCCAGCACUAUCUGAUGGCAUUAUUUAUCCUACAUUCUAUCGUACAGUUCCAUCAGAUAAUACAACUGCAUUGGCAAUGGCUCAACUUUUCAUUCGAUUUAAUUGGACAUCAUGUAUCGUUAUCUAUCAAAAUGAUGAUUAUGGAACAGGUGGUGCACAAGCAUUAACUGAUAUAUUUACUAAUCAGAAUUUAAUAGUUUCACAAAUGAUCAUAUUUGAUAUUGUCACUCUUACUAUUCGUGGUGAUUUAAAGAGUCUUUUAAAAAGUAGUUCAAUACGAAUAAUUAUACUUUGGAUGGACUCAGAUUAUUCAUCUGUAUUUAUACAAAACGCACUUGAUUUAGAUAUUUUUGGUCCACAAUUCACAUGGAUAUUAACUUCAACUAUUUCAUUGGAUAGUUUUAAUAGUACAUCUUAUAAUAAAUUAAGUGGAAUGAUCACCGUUGAACCAGUUGUAGGUAGUGUUGUAAAUGCUCCAAUAAACACAACAUUAUUAAGUGCAGCAUAUAAUAUAUGGCAACAAUAUGAACCAGAAACAUUUCCUGGAUCAGAUAAAGUUGAUUAUUAUGCAAUAUUUGCAUUUGAUGCAACUUGGUUGUUGAUUCAAGGAUUAAAUCAACUUUGUUCAUCUUUUCAUAAUAUUUCAUCAACAUGUACAACAUUAACUGGUGAUUCAUUCUGUUUUAAUCGUCGUUUUGUUAAUUCUGAUUUAUUUAUGAAUAUACUUGAUAAUACUUCAUUUCUUGGUGUCUCUGGUCCUAUACGAUUCGCAAGUAAUUUGACUGAUCGAAUAGAUGGUAAUUAUUAUAUUUCAAGAAAUAUUCAAGGUUCUUCAACUAAUCUGAAUUUUGUUCCAAUAUUGGUAUGGUCUAAUUCGAAUGGAUGGACAACAAAUACACAAUCGAAUGUGAUAAUCUGGCCUGGUAAUUCAUUAGUAGUUCCUACUGGAUAUGCAGCAGUAUCAGGUUUAACGUUAAGAAUUGCUGUUGUCGAUUCAACUCCGUAUACAAUGAUGUCAGAAAUACAAGAUGCUUCUGGAAAUAUAUCAACAAAAUUAAUUGGAUAUGUACCAGAUUUUAUUGACGAACUACAAAAUCGAAUGGGUUUUACUGCUGAUAUUACUUAUUUUCCUGGAAAUAUGUCAUAUAAUAAUAUAAUUAAUUUAGUAGCUAAUGGUACUUUUGAUAUGUUCAUCGGUGAUGUAACAAUUACUGCAGCACGAAGAGAAAUAGUCGAUUUUUCGAGUACAGUAUAUGAUAACUCAUUACGUGUCGUUGUAAGAGAUGCAAUUAAGAUCAAGUUAGAUUUAUGGUCAUAUUUAAAACCAUUUUCUUUUAAACUAUGGAUAACUAUAUUAUGUGCUACUAUAUGUGCUGGUAUUAUAAUAUGUAUAUUAGAAAGACAACAAAACGAAGCAUUACAAGAUCGAUCAAUGACUGGUCUUGUAGGUAUGAGUAUGUGGUAUUCUUUUGGUACAAUUAUGGGAUUCGGUGUAGAUUUUAGUGUUGCUACAGCUGCUGGUCGACUAUUAACUGCUGCUUUAUAUAUUUUAAGUUUGAUAUUAGUUGCUGCAUAUACUGCAAAUUUAGCAUCUGACCUAACAUUGUUAAAGUCACAAGCUACUAUUUCUGGAAUAGAUGAUAUUAAAAAUGGAAAAGUUUCAUAUAGUCGCAUUGGUAUUGUUGUUGACUCAUCUAUUGAAGACUACUAUUUAAGAGAUAUUUCUAGUAGUAGUCGAAAUUAUUAUCCAUUAACAUCAGAAAUAGAUGUAUAUAAUGCUCUAUUGAAUGGUAAUAUUGAUGCAUCUAUUAUGGAUGCUGGUACUGCGGAAUAUAUGGUUAAUAGUAUAUAUUGUAAUUUAACUGUGGUUGGUCCUGAUUUUGAUCAAAGUGCAUAUGGUAUUGCUUUUCAAAAAAAUUGGUUAUAUGAACAAGAUUUAGAUGUAGCUAUUUUGUCACUAAGAGAGGAAGGUGUAUUUGAUAAUCUAAUAACCAAAUGGUUUCAAACAAAUAUAUGUUCUCAAUCAUCUGAUACAUCUACUGCUAUGUCAAUUGAAUCUAUGGCUGGAUUAUUUAUGACCUGCGGAGUUAUAAGUAUUCUGGCUGUAUUAUUUUUCAUAUGGAAAAGACACAUCAAUUCAAAAAAAGACUUCAUCAACAAGUGA